CAUCGAAGGAUACGCCAUUUUGGAACAUCACAAAUCUUCCAGGAUAACUUCAGGUAUAAAAUCGCAGCCAUGGCGGGCGGCCUUCCGCGAAGAAUAAUAAAAGAAACGCAACGAUUAAUGUCAGAGCCAGUACCGGGAAUAACAGCUCUUCCGUCUGAAGAUAACGCUAGAUACUUUAAUGUUGUCAUAGAAGGUCCCGCCGAGACCCCGUUUGAAGGAGGGAAAUUUAGGCUAGAGCUCUUUCUGCCUGAAGAAUACCCAAUGGCUGCACCCAAAGUUCGAUUUAUGACGAAAAUUUAUCAUCCCAAUGUGGAUAAACUCGGACGAAUCUGCUUGGAUAUUCUUAAAGACAAAUGGAGCCCAGCUCUUCAGAUUCGCACAGUCUUGUUGUCCAUCCAAGCUCUUCUUAGUGCCCCAAACCCUGAUGAUCCUUUGGCUAAUGAUGUUGCAGAGAAGUGGAAAUUAAAUGAAAGUGAAGCUCUCGUCACUGCCAGGGAGUGGACAAGAACCUAUGCUAUACAAAAUUAGAAGCUAGAAUGUACAUGUCUGUUGGAUGUUCAUGUUAUCUGUGGGUUGUUACUGAACCCUGUGCGAAGCUUAUAUGGCAGUUUGCACCAGAAUGGUGCUUAUUCUUUCAAGAGUAGUUUCAACCUUUUCUUUUUUUGUAUAAAAAUUCAUCCUUAGUCAUAAGAUAAAGUCUGGUCGUGCAUUUUAAAUUGUAGAUCCAAAGCUGAAGAUACAAAAGUCCAGUUUCCAAUUGCUGCUUUUAACUUGGCAUUGUUCCCUUAGAAAUUGAUCUGUGAAAUGAUCCACUAGAGGACAUUUAUUGCAGCAAUUCAUUGCAGCAACAUGUUGCAGUUUCUGCAGUGUUGUUGCACAUCAUUUUUGUUGCAGUAAAAGUUGUCUUAUGUUAUCUACCAAACACAGCCUGAUGAAAAAAUCAUCCUUAAAAGGUCUCAUCUUUGUAAUAUGUAUUCGACAAGCAGAUUCAAUGUUGUCUUGCACCUGUGCUGAAAUAGAUCACAGAUGAUGUCAAAAUAUGAAAAAACAAAAACGUUGUUUGCGAGACACAGCUGAGUAUGUCACUGAUGUUCUUACCACAUUUUGACCUCUUCAGUGAUUCAUAACUGAAAAGAUCCACGGCAACAUAGGAUCUCUUUGUUUUAUGUAAUAAAGAAGGAAAAUGUU
Pocillopora verrucosa is the source of this 1188-nucleotide messenger RNA. RefSeq names its product ubiquitin-conjugating enzyme E2 N. The record is from RefSeq and is a predicted model, not a curated record. Lineage: Eukaryota; Metazoa; Cnidaria; Anthozoa; Scleractinia; Pocilloporidae.